CACAUAACGUUUCUAGACAGUCUCACAGGUAGAAGUAAACACCCUUCUCUGGGAAGACUUUUAAAGAGCUACGAAGAGCUGGUUUAAUCCCAGAAAUACCAGCGCGAGGACAGAAUAAAAGAAGAGCCAACUUCAAGUGAAGCUGCGGGAAAAAGGAAAAGAAGAGCACGCGUUUUUAAAAAGGCAGUUGCAUCGUUGAAUUUUGAAAAUUUGACAUAAUUUUCUGCCGGGAAACUACAAAAUGAGUGACUUCUGAGCGGCCAAAAAGCAGGGGGAGACCCUUCAGGAAGUUCUUCCGUCGCCUUCAACUUUGAGCAAAAAAAGAGAAGAGGACAAAGAAAGACUAAGUCGAGUAUUAAUUAUAGAGUUACAACGCAGCCAUGGACUCGGGAAAGCAAAUGACCUUCCAGCUGAUGCUGGCUGUGGGAACCGCUGUGAUUGGCUCUCUCCAGUUUGGCUACAACACAGGUGUCAUCAAUGCCCCUCAAAAGAUCAUUGAGACAUUUAUCAAUGAGACCUGGUUUGAGCGAUACAAUGACCCCAUCACCGAAACCACCCUCACAAGUCUCUGGUCCAUUUCUGUUGCCAUCUUCUCAGUUGGUGGGAUCUUUGGCUCCUUCUCGGUCGGACUCUUUGUCAACCGCUUUGGAAGAAAGAACUCCAUGCUGAUGGCUAAUGUUCUGGCCUUUGCUGCUGCUGCUCUGAUGGGCUUUUCCAAGAUGAGCAGCUCCUGGGAGAUGCUGAUUAUUGGCCGCUUUGUGGUGGGCCUCUACUCAGGCCUCUCCACAGGCUUUGUACCCAUGUAUGUGGGUGAGGUUGCCCCCACAGCCCUACGAGGAGCCCUUGGCACCCUCCACCAGCUUGGCAUUGUUGUUGGCAUCCUCAUGGCACAGGUGUUUGGUUUGAAAUCUAUCAUGGGCAGUGCCACCUUGUGGCCACUCCUCCUGGGCUUUACCGUCAUCCCUGCUGUGUUGCAAUGUGCCCUGCUGCCUUUCUGCCCCGAGAGUCCCCGCUUCCUGCUCAUCAACAAGAAUGAGGAGAACAAGGCCAAGGCCGUGCUGAAGAAGCUACGAGGGACCACAGACGUGAGUGCUGACAUGCAGGAGAUGAAGGAGGAGAGCCGGCAGAUGAUGAGGGAGAAGAAGGUGACAAUUCCCGAGCUGUUCCGCUCACCGCUGUACCGCCAGCCCAUCAUCAUCGCCAUUGUCCUGCAGCUCUCCCAGCAGCUGUCUGGCAUCAACGCUGUAUUCUACUACUCCACAAGUAUCUUUGAGAAGGCUGAAGUGCCGCAGCCCGUGUAUGCCACCAUUGGUGCCGGUGUGGUUAACACAGCUUUCACAGUGGUGUCGCUGUUUGUAGUAGAACGUGCAGGACGCAGGUCUCUGCACCUGAUCGGGCUGCUGGGAAUGGCUGGCUCUGCCGUCCUAAUGACUAUUGCCCUGGCUCUGCUGGACAAGCACAAGUCGAUGUCAUAUGUGAGCAUUGUGGCCAUCUUUGCCUUUGUUGCGUUCUUUGAGAUUGGACCGGGCCCCAUCCCCUGGUUCAUCGUGGCAGAGUUGUUCUCCCAGGGGCCCAGGCCUUCAGCUUUUGCCGUGGCAGGCUUCUCCAACUGGACUGCAAACUUCAUAGUGGGCAUGUGCUUCCAGUAUGUAGCGGUGAUUUAUGCGGCCCCUAUGUCUUCAUCAUCUUCACUGUGCUGCUGCUGUUGUUCUUCGUCUUCACCUACUUCAAGGUGCCGGAGACCAAGGGCCGGACAUUUGACGAUAUUUCUGCCGGUUUCCGCCAGUCAUCCGCCACUGGGGGAGAGAAGCACUCUCCGGAAGAGCUCAACAGCCUAGGAGCUGACUCUCAGCUCUGAGCUCUGAGCUCUGAGGGACUGGCUUUGAUUUCUUUACAUCUUCACUUAUCUGCACAUGCCCUGACAAGAACUCCUGCACCCCGUAAAUCCUGUACCUCAGUCCAAAGAGGUACUAGAAGGGGUCUACUGGCUAGAAGUAGACGUAUACACUGGUAGAAUAACUUUCACACUGUCAGCACAUUUCGGGCGUCAAGACCAAGCACCGAGCAGCCUUGCAUGAUUCCUUUAUUUGACGCCUUCUGCUGUGCCUCUCAUAUUAAAUGAAUAAACCCAGAUUUGGUGGGCACUAGGACCUGUGGCCAGUGCAGAGAACGGGGUUGAGGAUAGAAAGAGGAUGGUUUUUAAGGGGGUGUCAACAUCAAUCAAACCUGUUUGAUUGUCUGUUGUCUGUAUUUUGUUUUGCUUUGUUUUUCACUUUUUCCACACCUUACUAUGUUCAUGUUACUUUUCUUUGUUGCCUGUUACAGUACAUUCAGUUUGUUGUAGGCUUGCUAAAGACCGCUAAAACUAGGGAUGAAUUUACACUGUUCAAAAUUUCUUUUUUUUUAUGGUUCAGCAGAGUCUGCAAAGCUUGUUUUAAUGACGUCUUCCUUGCUGUUCUCCAGCAGAGGGCGCCCUAUGCUCUGUCAUAAGGAACGGUUAUGUUUUUGUACGGGAGGAGUUCCUAGAUAUCUCAGUAUAGAGGCUUCAAUAUAUCAGUGCAUUGCUGUGAGGAUCUGUUUAUUUACCUUAUGAAAAUAUUGGAAAGCAGUGCACAUCAUGUAAAUACACCCACCCACACACACACACACACACACACACACACACAUACAUAUGUGUGUUAUAUCUUUGCUCCUGUAAUAUAAGAUUUUAAUUUUUUAAUGAUAGAAAAUAUACGAUUUUUCUAACUGAAAAUAUAUAAAAUCUAAAAUGUAGGUUUUUUUUAACAAGAUCUAUUUUUGGCCAUGAAUGCAGAACAGUUACCAGGUAAUGCGUCAAGGAAACUUAUUCAUGUAUUUUUAUUCUAUUCCGUUUAAGCAAUACAUUUGAUGAAUUUUAUAUGGCAAUGGAAUCAUGUGACUGUACAAGAUCAAUAUCUGCUCAGACCAGUCUCGGGGCUGAACAUGGCAAUGAAGCUGAUUAGUCAAAUCACAUAAGGCUUAUUGUAUGAUAUGAGAUUACACACUCAUAAUCAUAAACAGCAGCCAGUUUGACUGAAGGCAUAUCUCAACACAAAACCAGACUCAGUUCACAAAAGCAGUACAUUCUGAGUUCAAGUUGCCUGUCUGAAACGAUCAAGCCUCCAGUGUAGUAAUAUGUUCCUUUCAGCUGUGUCACGCUGGAGCCAGUCUCAGGUCACAUGCACCCUGGUCUUGACAGAAAGCUCUUCUUUCAGGGGAGGAUCCUCACUCAAAUGUUUUUUUUUGUGUUGAGAUUACCUGUGGAGAGACCAAAGUCCAGUGACUUGGCCUCGAGGCAGUUCUGAUCUUUUCACACAAAUGAGAACUUCUGUUCUUCUGUCACACCCACCCAUGGAGCAGAAGGCAUCAUUUCCCAAAAAAAUAAAGAAAAAAAAGGAAUGGGGACCAAAAUGAAUGAUGUGGCUCUCAGCUUUGUGCAAGGUUUUUAUUCUCCUGAAAGUGCUUUUUACUCUCAGCGGCCCCUGCACUCCAUGUCCAUUGUGUGUUUUUUAGAAGUGGACACUUGUUAUUCCACAACAUGUUUUGUGCUUUGUGCUCUCAACUCUGCAUUGUUGACUCGCUCUCUCUCUUGGAUGUAGCUGGUCAUAUCUCUGUAGUUUGUUUGGCUCUGCCUAAUGACACUUACUGUUAGCUGCAAAAGUUACUGUCUGUGACUGCUGUGCUAUUUGGAUAACUUUUCUUGUCUUUCAGUGUGUUUGAGGAAAAUUAUCUUUUUAGCAGCACUUUAUUCUUCACAAUGAUAGUUGUUUUGUCACUGAAGAAAAAAUCUUGAGCGUGUUCAUGUGUUUCAGUUGCUUUUUACACAGUUACUGAGGAGAGACUGAAAUACUGCUGAAUGAUUACUUGAUGUUAACAUAUUUGAAAUGGAAUUGUAUGAUUUGUUCAUAUCUGUUGAGUUGUUGUAUAAAAACAUAUUACCAGGCAGCAGUUGUCUUUGAUCUAAUACACACAGGCCAGUCCUAAGUGUAUAUGGUAAUAUUCAUGGGCUAAUGGGGACACAGAUCCAAACACAAACCAGGAGUCAACAUUGAUUGUAAUCAUUCCAUGAUUCGUUGUUAGUUACUGGGUCUAAUUAAUGUGUAUUGUGUGGCUGACUUAUAUUUGACAAAAAAAAGAUGCACUUACAGUACCAACUGCCAUCUUUUGCAAAUAACAAAACUGUAUUUUAUGUACAUACUUUUACAAUGCAGUUUGGGCAUUUAAUCUGAAACCCAUGUAGCCUGUUAGCAUGAUGAAGCAUUCUGCAGCUUCUGAAAUCUCCUCAGCACAGGUUGGUGGCCUAAAAAAAAGCAUGGUGUAAAUAAAUCCUACACAUACUCCAGCUGCACCCUGAACAUUUAUUUAACUUUUAGAAACUAUUUCAUAAAUGAAUGAUUAGUUUCCAGCGCUGUACAUCUCUAUAUGCAUUUACUGUCCACACCUGCCUCCUAUUCCCCCAAUUUGAUACCUGAAGAAAAUGUUGCAAGAAAGAGGUAAAGCAGUUUUAUUUCAGAUUUUUACAUAAACUAUGGUGGGAUUGUGAUAAAUAGAUGCAUUCACUAGUGUUUUCUCACUUUAGUGCACAGUAUAUAUAAAAAUGUUUGUAAUAAAUAGCGCACGUGUGUAUGAUGUUGGAAUAUGAACCUCCAGGUCAGUUUUGCUGGAUGGUUCUCUCUGCUUGUUUAAGAUGUAUGUGGAUGGAUGACUGAAUAAAACAAAUCAUGCAUACA
Molecule: messenger RNA, 4748 nt
Organism: Myripristis murdjan (pinecone soldierfish)
Lineage: Eukaryota; Metazoa; Chordata; Actinopteri; Holocentriformes; Holocentridae
Gene: slc2a1b
Product: solute carrier family 2 member 1b
Exons: 10
Coding region: 381-1838 (485 amino acids)
Biological process (GO): response to insulin; dehydroascorbic acid transport
Cellular component (GO): apical plasma membrane; plasma membrane; basolateral plasma membrane
Molecular function (GO): D-glucose transmembrane transporter activity
Source: RefSeq, a predicted model, not a curated record